Molecule: messenger RNA, 1770 nt
Organism: Candidozyma haemuli
Lineage: Eukaryota; Fungi; Ascomycota; Pichiomycetes; Serinales; Metschnikowiaceae
Exons: 2
Coding region: 1-1770 (589 amino acids)
Molecular function (GO): protein binding
Source: RefSeq, a predicted model, not a curated record
AUGAAGAGGUCGCUUGUUUAUGACUCUGAAAGUUGCAAAAGAGCUCAUUAUGGAGAUAUAGCUGCCAGUCCCAGUUUCACAUUGAUAGAUCUUCCUGAUAGUGUGCUUGAUCAAAUCUGGGGUUUGGUGAGCACGCAAGAUAUCAAAAACCUACUGCUCAUGAACUCAUACUAUAGAGAGAGUCUUAUCCCAUAUAUAUUUCUGUUUGUGGGAGUGACAUGGCAUCAGCUUCUCGAGGAUUCUAAGGAAUGUGUCAUAUCUAUGUACAGAGACUACAUCAGGAGUAUCAAUGUUAUUCUGCCAGACUCACAGAAGGAGUAUAAGGAGAAUACGUUUGGAGAGCUUCUAUCGACGAAAAGGUUCCCUAACUUAACCCGUGUGGCGGUGAACUCCACAAACUCAUCUUAUUGGCUUCGAUAUAACAAGUGUGACCAGAUAAGAGAUCUAGAGCUUUAUACUGACGCUCCGCUCAAAAGCAGAAAGAUCUUUGAUCUUGCCCAUGUUCAACAUUUUACUUCUCUUCGGCUGCUUACGCUAGAUGAUUACCAUUUCGUGGUAAGCGAAGACGAGAUAGUGGUGCCUAGGUUGCAUCGUCUCCAUCUACAUAACUGUACUUGGAAAUGGCCUUUCACACUUACCAAGUUUAAUGUUCACGAUACGCUCACGGAGCUUAGUGUUUCAUUUUCUGACGAUAACGUUUUUGUCUUCUCUGAACGGUUUAGAGACUUUCUCCAGACUCCACUUACGGGCCACUCAUCUUCAUUAAGGUCGCUCAAGAUUGCAUUCUCCAACUCAUCAGACAACCCACGGAUCCUUCUACUGAAUGUACUUCAAAACCUUCUAGACGCCUUUUGUGAUUUGGAGAAUCUAACUCUUACUGGGUGGUCUGCUAAUAUCUUCCAUAUUAAGCACCUAUUGGUGUCGCGUAAGUUCUACAAACCACUACGGUUCUAUUUUGAAGCCACCAUCCUUGAUCCCGAAAACACGAUAUCUGAGCAAGUUGCUAAGAUCCAAAGAGUUGAAAAUUUAACUUUCAAACUCAUACACGGUGGGUACUCUGCUACUGAUGCCUACAUCCAGGAUUUGAUGUCUUCUCACAACACCAUGUACCUUCGAUUCAUCUUCAUAAGCAUCCUACUAUGGAUCAACCUGGCAUUGGCGAAUACAGAGACUAUAGUAUUCACAGUUCCAAAGUAUUAUGAGGUUCCAAGCUGUCCAAGGUCAUUCCAAGGUUCGUCCUUGAGGAGGAUCAACGCGUCAGCACUUCUACUCGAAGACUUUCCAAUCCAAAGCAUACGAAACUACAGUACUAAAGAGACAUUGGUCAGUAUUCCUUACGAUUACGUUAAUAAGCCUGACCAGAUGCUAUUCGUCAAGCUUAACAACUACGAGGACGCGACGUUCGAUUCCGAUGAUCUCAUCAACGUGAAGCUCUGCUGGCCCGCCACAACCCCUCUAGACUUCAGCUUGGAUCAAUUAUACAUUAAAGCCUCUGAGUUUGGCGAGGUGGAGACGGAUACUUUUGAUAUCUACGUCAAGAUCGACUUGCACGGUGACUUUUAUGCUGUUAGAGAGGUUCAAGACGAUCGAAUCGACUUCCAAUUGGUGAUUUCCAGGCUUCCUGGAGUGAUACCCAUCCCAAUUGAACUAUACGAGUUUAUCAUGUACAUGGUGGACCUUUUGGUUCUUUUGGUUGCAUUCUUCCCAUACAUUACCCUAGCCUUUGAACAGUUCGCAAGCGCCUCCAGCACAAAAUUCCAUUCAGAUUGA